GUCGGUACAAAUUACUUCAAUUUUUGGUUAGUCAACAGCUUCGAACGGCCGAAAAUCACUGUGAUGUGGCCCAAUAACGGACAAUCAUCGCCGACACACCAAGUCUUCGGUGCCGUUCAUUGUUACCACCUCGCCGCGCGCCGUUGACCACUUGCAUGAUGCAGCGCUUCCUCCGCACCGGGUCGUCCGUACGCGCAUUCAGCAGCCUGCACACGUCUGCCAUGAAGCACGUGGUCGGGACAUUGCAACAUAGCGUCAACAUCGAAGGCAACACGAACCUGUGGCUCGGUGCUGGUGCCGUGGACGAGCCGACCAUGUCGAUCUUGGAUCCGUCGCCAGGCUUCACUGCCGCCUUGCGCACGCGGUCGUUCAACCUCGCCGACAGCUAUGACCUGCCCCUCAUCCACGGUGCUCGUUCCACUCGACACAUUUCAGACCCGGUGACCGUCGACCCGUUCGCGCUCGUCAAGGACAGCAUCGUGUCUGUGUCGGCCAACAUCAAGAUGAUCUUGGGGUCGGACCACCCCGUGCUGGAAGCUGUGGCCAAGUACUUUUUUGACAACGACGGCGGCAAAAAGAUUCGACCCACGAUGAUCCUGCUCGUGUCGCAAGCUGCAGAAGCCGACCGAGUCGCGGACCAGUCGACCUUUCCCAAGUCCCCCGAGUACAUUGCCGCAUCCCAGCAGCGCUUGGCGGAAAUCACGGAAAUGAUCCACACGGCGAGUUUGCUGCACGACGACGUCAUCGACGAGGCCGACACCCGACGAGGCAUGCAGUCUGUCAACAAGGUGUUCGGGUCAAAGCUGUCCAUUCUGGCGGGCGACUUUCUCCUCGCUCGGUCCUCCAUCUGCCUGGCUCGGUUGCGCAGCUUGGAGGCUGUGGAAUUGAUGUCCACGGCCAUCGAGCACUUGGUCAAAGGUGAAGUGAUGCAGAUGCGCCACGCCGACAAGGGCGGGACCAUCUCUCCGUUCGAGUACUACCUGCGGAAGAACUACUACAAAACCGGCUCCCUCAUGGCCAACAGCUGCAAGGCGUCGCUGGUGCUGGGAGACCACUCGGACCGAGUGUGCGAACUUGGCUUUGCGUAUGGCCGACACUUGGGGCUGGCGUUUCAGGUAGCUCUCGUCACUACAUACUAAUCGUUCCUUGUGGCGAUGAUUCAUCACGUGUUGGUCGAGUAGCUGAUUGACGAUGUGUUGGACUACAGCGGGCAGAACACCGGCAAGCCCAUGUUGGCGGACCUCAGAGCGGUACAUACUACAUUUGAUGAUAGACGUGUCCUGAUGAUGCUGUCAGGGCUUGGCCACCGCCCCCGUGCUCUUGGCUCAAGAAGAGUUCCCUGUGUUGAAAGAACUGGUGGCGCGUAACUUUUCGUUGGAAGGAGACAUCGACCUCGCCGCCGACCUCGUGGAAAAGAGCGUCGGACUGCAAAAGUCCAAGGACCUGGCCAUCGCACAAGCCGAGCUGGCAUGUCAAGCGGCACUGCAGUUCACUCCGUCGCCCGCUCGCGAUGGGUUGGUGAAGUUAGCACAACUGGUGAUCACGCGCACCAAGUAGACCACCAGCCCCUCGCUCGACGCUGUCAGGCGAAUUUAAUAGAACCAUGCAAGUUUGUAGAAACUUCGUUGUGAUUGGUGAAUUAAGC
This is a messenger RNA of Aphanomyces astaci, 1645 nucleotides long. RefSeq lists its product as hypothetical. Gene Ontology annotation, biological process: isoprenoid biosynthetic process; ubiquinone biosynthetic process. The coding region runs from base 156 to 1139 and encodes 327 amino acids. Gene Ontology annotation, cellular component: transferase complex. The transcript is spliced from 8 exons. Lineage: Eukaryota; Oomycota; Saprolegniomycetes; Saprolegniales; Verrucalvaceae. Gene Ontology annotation, molecular function: prenyltransferase activity. The record is from RefSeq and is a predicted model, not a curated record.